Molecule: messenger RNA, 2928 nt
Organism: Thunnus maccoyii (southern bluefin tuna)
Lineage: Eukaryota; Metazoa; Chordata; Actinopteri; Scombriformes; Scombridae
Gene: cers1
Product: ceramide synthase 1
Exons: 7
Coding region: 1012-2118 (368 amino acids)
Biological process (GO): ceramide biosynthetic process
Cellular component (GO): membrane
Molecular function (GO): sphingosine N-acyltransferase activity
Source: RefSeq, a predicted model, not a curated record
GGCUUUUUUUUUUCUCUCCUCCGUUUCUCAUAAACGUACGCUGUCGCCUUUUCAACGUAGCAGUUGAAUCCUAUUGAAAGCGGAGCAGCGCGGCUUGUCAAAAAACGCAGCGUUGGACACGUUGACCAGUGCAGAGCGGCGGCAGAGGAGGAGAAGACGAAGAAGAAGAAGAAGACGAGGCGUCUAAGAGGGAGGCGGCGGGUCUCUUCAAUAGGAUAAUUAUUUUUCUUAUUUAUCCUUUCGUCUUCGCUGGAAUAACUCCUCUUCUUCGUGUGAGACACGCCGGUUCGCCAUGAGUCUAUCUUUGUAGCGGAAAAGAGACGUUAUAUAAGGCGAGUAACGGACAGAGAUGAGACCGUACGUUACAGCAUAGCGGCACAAUAAUCGCAUGUGCUGGCUGGUUUCGACGCUGAGAGGCGACAGAGACGUAAGACCUCAUGGACAAAAAUUGAAUUUGUCGAUGUGUGUGUGUUUUCCAUCACGUUUUUGAUUAAUUUAUUACAGCUGAUAGCUAGCUUGGAAGCCGCUGCCAAUGCUGGCCCAUUCACUAUUGUGUGCGUUUGAUUUAACUUAGCUAGGCGGCUAAUCAGGACGCGCUGCCGCUGAUGAGCCCGUGUGCGUAGCGGAAUGAUGAGCCGAAGAAACCUCCAGACAGUCGCGGAUGGCUCCGAUUAACGGUCAAAACACUAUUAAAUAAUUGGUUUGUUUGAUUAAUAAAUACAGGCGCAUAGCCACUGUGUGUGUGUGGUCAGACCUGGUGGGCCCUAGCUAUAAUUCAUAAAACUAUCCUGAAUGCGAAGAAUGGGCCCAUGCCUUAAUUUGGAAAACAAAGAAUUAGGCUACUGAGGAGGGUAAGCUGGUUAGAUAAGAUUGAUUUUGUGUUUUAGGUGAGCUAGCAAGCUUGUUGACGGAUUAGUCACACAGUCUGGACUGUACAGCUCCCAGGAAUCCCUGUGUCCCGCAAUCGGAGUGAUUUCCCCCCGGUUUCUGCUCUUUCUGCGCCGCACUACAAUGGGCGGUCACACCGGGGACACCGGGCCGGUAGAAGUGGAUCCAAUGCCGGGAUACUGGGACCUCUUCAUCAGAGCCUCCACUGCCAUGCUGGAAGCAUGGAGAGACUGUAGUUCUUGCGGUCUGGAGCUCACCAAACGGACUCUCCUGGAUAACGCGUACAUUACCUGGAAGGAAAUAUUCCUGUUCUUCUUUUGCGCCUUUUUGUGGACGCAGAUCAGGCGGGGAUUGACAGAAAGUCUGUUCAAGCCUCUUGCACGGUGGUGCAGGCUGCUGCCCAAAGAUGCUGCCAAGAUGCCGGAGAGCGCGUGGAAGCUGGUCUUCUACACCAUGUCGUGGUGCUACAGCACCUACCUGCUCUUCUUCACUUCCUACCCCUUUUUCCACGACCCACCCUCUGUCUUCUACAACUGGAAGAGCGGUAUGUCAGUGCCUCUAGACAUCGCCAUAGCCUACCUGAUCCAGGGCAGCUUCUACGGCCACUCCAUCUAUGCUACAGUCUACAUGGACGCAUGGAGGAAGGACUCUGCUGUCAUGGUGGUGCACCACAUCAUCACACUGGCGCUCAUCAUCUUCUCCUACGCUUUCAGAUACCACAACGUAGGGAUUCUGGUGUUGUUCCUCCAUGACAUCAAUGACAUUCAGCUGGAGUUCACCAAGCUCAACGUCUACCUGAAGUCCAGAGGAGGAGGCUAUUACCUGCUCAAUGACGUGCUGUCCAACAUGGGCUCUGUCAGCUUCAGCAUCACUUGGUUCUGGUUCCGUCUCUACUGGUUCCCUCUAAAAGUGCUGUACGCCACAUGUGUGUCCAGUCUUAAGUCUGUCCCCACCAUCCCCUUCUACUUCUUCUUCAACACCCUUCUCCUCGCUCUGCUCGUCAUGAACAUCUACUGGUUCUUGUUCAUCGUGGUGUUCGUAGUGAAGGUGCUAAAGUUGAAGGAGGUGAACGACGUCAGGGAGUACGAGGACGAAGACGGCAGCAAGGCAGCAGCGGGCCUGCUCAGAAAGCCUCAGGCUGUGAACAACGAUGAUGAUGAUGCUGGACAUCACAUCUCUGCCCAGGGGAAGCACGUGCAGAACGGGAUCUCCAAGGAGAAGCAUCUAUAACAGGCUCUCUGUCGCCACCACCUGGCACUAGGCUACGAGUACAAGCAAAGACGAGACGCCCUCCUCGGAUAGCUCACGCUCCAAAAAGAAAAAAAAAAACCCAACAAAAAAAAAAAAACGUGGCUGAAGGGAAGAGCGUCAUAAAAAAGAAAAAGGAAGGAAAAAACCUAGUUAGGGCGCGACACGUUUUUAUUCUUUUCAAUUUGUUUUAGACCAUUUCAUUUCAUCACUGUCAUUUUUGUUUUUAUUAGAGCACUGUGAAUGUUAUUUCAAGUGACAUUUUUGUCUUAUUGUUGCUAACUUUGCAUUUGAUAGAUUCAAUAGAAACAAUCCAGUUUCCGUGCGAGGUGGGCUGUAGUUGUCAUGUACAGUAGUGCAGGGUGUCAUAAUUAUCACCGUCACCCUUAACAGCACCCAGACAGUGACGAAGAUUAGACCUGUAGUGAUUUGUCUGUAGACAUCUAGACCUGCAGUGACUUGAUAAUCAGGCAAUACGCCAUCAGUGAAAUAUUUCAGUGUUUCCUAAGGUCCCUGUCUGGAAUUUUUUUUUUUUUUUUUUGCUUUCCUCCUCUCCCCUCCUCAUCAUCCGUCCCUCAUCUUCAAUCUCCAGGCGUGAGGAGAGAAAAAGGCUGCAAAACAUGAUUCAGAUGGAAAACACUGCGUCGUUUGUUCCUGAGUGUUGUGUCUCAUAGCUGCAGCGAUGCAGGAGAGCCCCGGUUCAUCCGCUGCUGUUUUCACCACAUGUAUUGAUUUUCAUAUCAUUGCACAAGUCGGUGGUGGCGACCGCACAGCUCCCCACCCCCCCCCCCC